Molecule: messenger RNA, 414 nt
Organism: Mesocestoides corti
Lineage: Eukaryota; Metazoa; Platyhelminthes; Cestoda; Cyclophyllidea; Mesocestoididae
Source: the annotation of a GenBank genome assembly
AUGGACCCCAUAAACGUCUACCGCAUAUUCGAUCCACGCCACAUUAACCGCUUUCGAACCGACGACCUCGAGGCCAUACUCAUUCUCCAUGGAUUCUACCCUUCCCGUGAUGAAAUCCAACAGGCAAAGGAAAAAUACGGUCCUAAAAUCACCAGAACCCAGCUAGAAGACGAGGUGUCUAGAUAUCGCAAAAAGCCACCAAUCGAUGUGGACGCACAUCUCGACGAAAUCAAGGAGCUCCUCAAAGUGGAACUCGGGCACUUCCGAAGGGAGAACCUGGUGAAUCUGUUUGCCAGUCAAAAGGUGCCUAUUCCGGAGGAGAAAGUGAAUGUUCUGCUAAAGGGAAUCUGCAAUAAGGGGAUUAUCGAGUUGCGCAGUAGGCUUUUGACGACGUUUCCUUUUUCUACAGACUAA